AUGGGUGUUGUUGGUGAAUUAAUUUUCAAUUGCAUUGGUGUGUUAGGUGAAGUAGAUGUGGUUGGUGAACUCAAUUGUAAAAUGACGAACCUUUAUGAGAGUACGCCGCUCGAUUUAGCCAUGAUUGCUCUCGAUGCUAGGAAACCGAAAAUAGGGCAACCUUCGGCGCCUUCGAGAGUGGCAUUUGGUCAUCCAACUUCUGGUAAAUGGUGCAUAGUAGCAAUUGGCAUACCUAUGACGAGUUGA
Messenger RNA from Prunus armeniaca (apricot), 246 nucleotides. The record is from the annotation of a GenBank genome assembly. NCBI's taxonomy places the organism in Eukaryota, Viridiplantae, Streptophyta, Magnoliopsida, Rosales, Rosaceae.